UGGCUUCAGUUUCUUCUCCUGGCAGUGGAGGAAAUCAACAACUCGGCUUCCUUCCUCCCCAACCUGACUCUGGGAGUACAUUUGGCUGACUCUUGUGCUUCUCCAGGAGUUGCGCUAGAAGGAGCUUUGGGCAUCCUUACUGGGGGAGGUUACCGCUCUGUACCAAACUACCGCUGCCUCAAAGAGUCUACCCCACUAGGAGGAGUGAUAGGGGACUCCAGCACUGCUAGCUCAUUGGCUAUGGCCAGAGUGUUGGGAUUGCACAGGUACCCCCAGAUCAGCUAUUUCUCCACGAGUUCCCUUCUAAGUGACAGAACACAGUUCCCAUCAUUCUUUAGGACUGUUCCCAGCGACACAUUUCAGUCUCGUGGACUGGCUCAGCUAGUUUCUUUGUUUGGUUGGACAUGGGUAGGACUGAUAGCCGAGGACACCGACUACGGACAGGAAGGCAUUCGAGCCACUAAGUCAGAGAUCCUAAAAUCUGGGGCCUGCAUUGCAUUCACAGAGUACAUCCUCACUAGCCGCCUCGAUCGAAAUGCCCCACGACUUUCAAAAGUCAUUGCGGAGUCCAGUGCUACUGCUGUGGUCAUCUUUUCCAGCGGGUCGAACCUUCUCCCGGUAGUGGAGGAACUCUUGAAACAAAACAUUACAGGGAAAACUUGGAUAGCAAGUGAGUCAUGGUCAACAUCAGCCUUGGUCUCCAAGGAAAAGUACUGGAGCGUUCUCCAGGGAACCAUUGGCUUUGCACUGCACAGCGGUCAAGUUCCAGGAUUCAAAGACUUCCUUAUUGCCGCUAAUCCCAAGAAGACCCCGGAUGACUUUUACCUGAAGGAAUUUUGGGAAGUGAACUUUGGCUGCAAGUGGGAAACUCCAGGGGCAAUUCUCUCCAACAGCACUAAAAAAUGCACAGGUCAAGAACCUCUUGGAAACACUUUCAGCAGUGUUUUGGUGCUGAGGGUCACCUACAGUGUUUACAUUGCAGUUUAUUCUCUGGCCUGGGCACUGCACAAUAUGUUAAAUCUUAGGUUAAAAGCUUGUCCUGCACCACCGGAAAAAUGCCAAAAGCCAUUGUCUUUUCGUCCUUGGGAGGUUCUGCACGGAAUGAAAUUGGUUCGUUUUACCACAAAAGAUGACAGAGAGGUUUAUUUUGACAUGAAUGGGAAUCUUCCGGCCAUGUACGACAUUGUGAACUGGCAAAUGGGCGCACAGGGAGGAGUACAGCAGAUAAGAAUGGGAAGCUAUAAUGGCAGCGCUAGGGAAGGAAAUAAAUUCACAGUCAACCCCACAGCCAUCCAGUGGGCCAGAGGGCAGACACAGGUUCCGGCCUCAGUCUGUAGCCUCAGUUGUCCUCCUGGCUUCAGGAAAACCGCCAUACCAGGAAAGCCGGUGUGUUGCUUCCAGUGUGUGCCUUGUCCACAGACCGAUAUUUCUAAUCAGACAGAUGCAGUCGACUGCUUCAGAUGCCCUUGGGACCAGUGGCCAAACGUCCAACAAAAUGAAUGUCUCCUGAAAGCUAUUGAGUUUCUUUCCUUCGAGGAGCCAUUGGGAGCCACACUGGUUGCCACAAGCGUCACCUCCUCCACCAUCCCAGUUGCCAUCUUGGGACUCUUCAUCCGCUACAACACUACUCCUAUUGUCAGAGCCAACAACUACUUUCUAAGUUGUCUUCUCCUCCUGUCGUUGUCUCUCUGCUUCCUCUGUUCUUUAACACUCAUUGGCUAUCCACAACCAGAAAAAUGUCUUCUACAGCAAGUGGCUUUCGGCAUGGUUUUCUCAUUGUGUGUCUCCUGUGUCUUAGCAAAAACCAUCACGGUCGUUAUAGCCUUCAAGGCUACCAAACCCGACAGCAGCUUGAGGAAAUGGACUGGGGCAAAAGUGGGAUACCACAUUAUCAGUUGUUGUGUUUUUAUACAGCUGUGUUUAUGUAUAACAUGGUUGUCCAGUUCUCCGCCCUUCCCACAAUAUGAUGUCAGCCAACCAGAAGUUAUAAUCGCCAGUUGUAAUGAAGGAUCCCCGACGGCCUUCUGGUGUAUGCUUGGGUACCUGGCUCUCCUGGCCUUUAUCAGUUUUGUCCUUGCCUUCCUGGCUCGAAGGCUACCAGAUAGUUUCAACGAGGCCAAAUUUAUAACCUUCAGUAUGUUGGCCUUCCUGAGCGUCUGGGUGUCCUUCAUCCCAGCGUAUCUCAGCACUCGUGGCAAGUACUCGGUUGCAAUGGAAAUCUUUGCCAUCUUGUCUUCCAGCUGGGCUCUGGUUAUUUGUAUCUUUGUGCCCAAGUGUUAUAUUAUUCUGUGCAGGCCGGAGCUGAACACCAAAGAAAGUCUGAUGGGCAGAGGGAAAAAAUAA
Messenger RNA from Nanorana parkeri, 2343 nucleotides. RefSeq names its product extracellular calcium-sensing receptor-like. Gene Ontology annotation, biological process: G protein-coupled receptor signaling pathway. The coding region runs from base 241 to 2343 and encodes 700 amino acids. Gene Ontology annotation, cellular component: membrane. The transcript is spliced from 5 exons. The record is from RefSeq and is a predicted model, not a curated record. Gene Ontology annotation, molecular function: G protein-coupled receptor activity. Lineage: Eukaryota; Metazoa; Chordata; Amphibia; Anura; Dicroglossidae.